Messenger RNA from Cylicocyclus nassatus, 258 nucleotides. The record is from the annotation of a GenBank genome assembly. Lineage: Eukaryota; Metazoa; Nematoda; Chromadorea; Rhabditida; Strongylidae.
AUGGCAAAAAAAGAUGACGAGCUAGAAAAUGUAUUAGUCGCUCAGAAAUCUCUAAAUUUUUCAAAGCCAUUCUUGAAGUUUUACAAAGCUAAAGUUUUCUUCAGUGCAGCCGGUGGUAAUCAGCGGCUGCGAGUCACAAACAACCUACCCAGAACAGGUAUCAAGGUUCAGGGAGUAUCAAGGCGUCAAAACAAACAGCUGAUGACCUCCCUAGUUACCUUGACAGAGGCAAUAUCGAGAUUACCGAAGUACCGUUGA